Molecule: messenger RNA, 4938 nt
Organism: Nymphalis io (European peacock)
Lineage: Eukaryota; Metazoa; Arthropoda; Insecta; Lepidoptera; Nymphalidae
Product: 5-oxoprolinase
Exons: 29
Coding region: 98-3976 (1292 amino acids)
Biological process (GO): glutathione metabolic process
Cellular component (GO): cytosol
Molecular function (GO): 5-oxoprolinase (ATP-hydrolyzing) activity
Source: RefSeq, a predicted model, not a curated record
UAAACAUUAUUAUUAAGAAGAAAUUUUUAAACUGAUAAUAAAAAAUAUAUAUCUGUAUAUACUAAUAGUAUUCUAAAUACAUAUAACAAGGAUAGAGAUGGAUAAACCAAAAGGAUUCCACUUUGCAAUAGACAGAGGAGGCACGUUUACCGAUGUGUUUGCUCGUUGCCCAAAUGGCAAAGUUCGUGUCAUGAAACUACUAUCCGUAGACCCACAAAACUAUGAUGAUGCACCAAGAGAAGCUAUAAGGCGCAUUCUUCAGGAGGAAACUGGAAAUGCUUUGGAUAAAGAUGGUAAAGUUAACUCUUCACUAAUAGAGUCAAUUAGAAUGGGCACUACUGUGGCAACAAAUGCAUUAUUAGAGAGGAAGGGUGCUAAGAUGGCACUCGUUAUCAAUAAAGGCUUCAAAGAUCUCUUGUACAUCGGAAAUCAGGCUAGGCCUCAUAUAUUUCAUUUGAAUAUAAAACGUCCCGGUGUACUUUACACAGAUGUUGUAGAAGUGGACUGUCGCGUGAUACCAGCUUUAGAGGAACGUUGCAAAAUUGACAAAUCUAAACUAAACUGGAGAGAGGUUUAUGGUACUACAGGCCAGAAAAUGUUAGUUAUUAAAGAUGUGGACGAGGAAGCAGUACGAAAAGAUUUAGCGGCCAUAAGAGCGAAAGGGAUAGAUAGCGUUGCGGUUGUUCUAGCUCAUAGUUAUACGUAUCGAGAACAUGAAUUAAAAAUUGGGAAAAUUGCUCAGCAACUUGGUUUUAAACAAGUAUCGCUGUCACAUUUGGUCACGUCCAUGGUGAGGAUGGCGCCUCGUGGGUACACAGCGUGCGCUGAUGGAUACCUUACUCCCCAUAUAAGGGAGUAUGUGAAGGGUUUCGCUGAAGGGUUCACGGACAACCUGAAGAAUACCAAUGUGCUCUUCAUGCAGUCAGAUGGCGGUUUAACGCCUAUGAAUAUGUUUAAUGGGUCACGUGCUGUAUUAUCUGGCCCUGCGGGUGGAGUGGUGGGCUAUGCACUUACAUCUUACCAGAAGGAGACUAAUUUGCCUGUCAUUGGUUUCGACAUGGGCGGGACAUCUACAGACGUUUCUAGAUAUGCUGGUGCCCUUGAACAUGUGCACGAAGCGACCACCGCGGGUGUCACCAUACAAGCACCGCAGUUGGAUAUUAACACAGUAGCAGCCGGAGGUGGUUCCAUGCUAAUGUUCCGGUCCGGGCUCUUCGUGGUUGGACCGGAAUCAGCGGGGGCAGAACCGGGGCCGGCUUGUUAUAGGAAAGGAGGUCCACUUACGGUUACUGACGCCAACUUGUUGUUAGGUCGUCUUUUACCGGAAUACUUUCCAAAAAUAUUCGGUCCAAAUGAAAAUGAACCGCUGGAUAAAGAAGCGACGGUUUCCGCUUUCAGGAAGUUAACGGAUGAGAUAAAUGACUACCUCAAACAAGAUGGCGGAAAAGCGCUGACAAUGGAAGAGGUCGCAAUGGGAUUUAUUAAUGUUGCCAAUGAAGCUAUGUGCCGUCCCAUUAGGGCGCUGUCGACGGCCCGCGGGCGCGACGCGCGCGCGCACGCGCUGGCGAGCUUCGGCGGCGCGGGCGCGCAGCACGCCGCCGCGCUCGCCGCGCGCCUCGCCGUGCCCGCCGUGCUCGUGCACAAGUACGCAGGUAUCCUCUCGGCAUACGGUAUGGCUCUAGCCGACGUUGUUGAAGAGGCGCAGGAGCCCAGCGCCUUGGUGUACUGCCCCAACAACUUCGACCAACUAGAUGUGCAGCUGGAUAAGCUGACUGCUGUGUGUAAAGACAAGCUAAGGGCUCAGGGUUUCACAGAUUCUCAAAUAGCAGUCGAACCGUACCUUCACCUGCGUUACGCGGGCACUGAUUGCGCCCUUAUGGUGUCUCCAUCCCACGAAGGUCCUCACUGCACGAAACACGGCGACUUUUACACGGCGUUUAUUGAAAGGUAUAAGAACGAGUUUGGCUUCACGCUCUCUGAUCGCGACGUCCUCGUGGACGACGUUCGCGUGCGCGGCACUGGGAAGAGUGCUGUCGCUGAGGAAAAAGCGCCGCCCAGCGGCAAAGGGACUAAACCGAGCGUGGAAAAGAUUGUAAAAGUCUACUUCGAAGGUGGCUAUCAAGAUACGGCUAUUUACUUGCUGGAAAACUUGAAGCCCGAACAAGAGAUAGCCGGCCCUGCGAUUAUAAUGGACAGUUUGUCCACCAUAAUUGUAGAGCCUGGUAAUUGUGCUGAAAUUACAAAAUAUGGUGAUAUCCGAAUUACAAUAGGCUCGGGUCAGACCAAAACAGUAUCGUCUGAUCUAGACACGGUUCAACUGAGUAUAUUCUCGCACAGAUUCAUGUCGAUCGCGGAACAGAUGGGCAGAGUCCUCCAGAGAACGUCAAUAUCGGUAAACAUAAAGGAAAGAUUGGACUUUUCUUGUGCACUGUUCGGUCCGGAUGGUGGGCUCGUCUCCAACGCGCCGCACAUCCCCGUGCACUUGGGCGCAAUGCAGGAGGCUGUACAAUAUCAAAUGAAAGUUCGGGGUGACUCGAUUAAGCCAGGGGAUGUGUUGCUGGCCAACCACCCCAAGGCUGGAGGCUCUCAUCUGCCAGAUUUGACCGUCAUUACUCCAGUAUUCCAUAAGUCCGGCGCGCGGCCCAUCUUCUUCGUGGCGUCCCGCGGGCACCACGCCGACGUGGGCGGGCUGUCGCCGGGCUCCAUGCCGCCGCACUCCACCGCGCUGGCGCACGAGGGCGCCGCCUUCCGCUCCAUGCUGCUCGUGAGCGGGGGGCGCUUCCACGAGCCCGAGCUCGUCGAAGAACUCAUGAAACCGGGCAAGGUGCCAGGCUGCUCCGGCACAAGGAACUUAGCGGAUAACUUGUCGGACUUAAAAGCUCAAGUUGCUGCCAAUCAAAGGGGUAUUCAAUUAGUAUCAGAACUGAUAGAGGAAUACACUUUGGAAGUGGUUCAGGCGUACAUGACGCAUAUACAGAAGAACGCGGAACUUGCUGUUCGAGAUAUGUUAAAGGAAAUAGCUAAAAAUGCGAUCGCCAAGACCGGCUCAGCUGUCCUCAAGGCGACCGAGUACAUGGACAACGGCACCCCUAUCGUGCUCACCGUGACUCUGGACAAGGACCUCGGUAGUGCCGUCUGCGAUUUCACUGGAACAGGGGUAGAAGUCUGGGGUAACUUGAACGCCCCUCGCGCGAUCACACUCUCAGCGUUGAUCUACUGCCUGCGGUGCAUGGUGGGACAUGACGUGCCAUUGAAUCAGGGUUGCCUGAACCCAGUACAAGUAAUAGUACCCCCCGGGUCUAUCCUCGACCCGUCGGAGGGCGCGGCCGUGGUCGGCGGCAACGUGUUGACGUCACAGAGGAUCGUCGACGUCGUCCUGAAGGCUUUUCAGGUGUGCGCCGCGUCUCAAGGUUGUAUGAACAACCUGACCCUGGGCGAGGAAAACUGGGGAUACUACGAGACCGUGGCCGGGGGCAGUGGAGCGGGUCCGGGUUGGCACGGCUGCGGCGGGGUGCACACACACAUGACCAACACUCGCAUCACGGACGUGGAGAUCGUGGAGACGAGGUACCCGCUGCUCGUCAGCAAGUUCUCCCUGCGAGCGGGCUCGGGCGGGCGAGGUCAGUGGGACGGCGGGGACGGGGUGACGCGCGAGCUGGUGUUCAGAAGAACCGUUCAGCUCUCCGUACUGACGGAGCGAAGAGCCUUCCAACCUUAUGGGAUGAACGGAGGUGAACCCGGUGAGCGAGGCUUAAAUCUCCUACAGCGAGCUGACGGGAGACUAAUCAACCUCGGGGCAAAGUCCUCCAUUGAAGCACAUCCGGGGGAUAAAUACAUAAUGAAUUCUCCGGGCGGUGGCGGCUACGGGCGACCGUUGGAUGCAAUGAACGCAAAUAAACAAACAGACAAGCAAUACAGUGAAUUUUUAGAGAGAGGCAGCGUGUACGAUUAUAAAAGUGCGCAGGAAUCCGCUUAAGGUUGAUUCUCAAAGUCAAUAUGACACACACGCACAAAGCACAACAAUUAACGCACACAGAUAAUAUAAUACAAAUAUUAAUGUAAUAAAAUAUGCGUAUAAUCCAAUAGGCAUAAGUAACAGAGAUGAAAAACUUUUGCAUCGGAAUCGUUAUAUAGAAACGUUGCCGAAAUUGAAAUAUUAUCACGACAAGCAACAAAGUUUCAUUUCAAGUACAAUAUUAGUAGUACAUAUUAUUUACAAGAAUAUUGUUAUUUUGUUAUCUUAGGAUAUCAAGUUAAAGCGCACACAAAUAUAUAGUGCUAAAUGAUAAUAUAUAUUAUAUACAAUAGUUUUUUGUAUACGUAUGUAUAUAUAAACUUACUGUUUUAUUAUGUAAAUGAUGUAUUUUAGGAAGGUAGACAAACAGUUGGGCUAUAUGAACAAGUGGUCACCACCGCUAAUAGACAUGGCAUUGUAAGAAAUAUUAACCAUUUCACACAUCGCCAAUGCGCUAUCAACCUGGGGAACUAAAAUAUUAUGGUCUUAGCACCAUGCAUGCCGAGUAUUAAACAGCUAUUUUAAUAUUAUUACCUGCGUUUAUUACGCUCUUUUAUAAUUUUUAAAUUAAACAAUGAUUUAAAUUGCAAUUAAAGGACUCGAGUUGAUAGUCGAGUAGAGUAGAUAUCCUUCUCUAAUACAGUACAACAGCAGUUCAUUAUUAUUUUUAAUUUAUUAAUUAGAAAGCCAACGUUAUAUAUUAAUACAUUUUUUUAAUGCUCGUAUAAAAAUACUGUAACAAAAUAUAAAAUAAUAAAACAGUCUAAUUCAUAAUGUAAGCAGUAGUCUUUUAUAACAUUACAUUGUCUAUGGAUAGAGACCACAAACGAACAGGCCUCAUUUGCUAGUCUACCUUCCUAUCAAUAAUAAAAAACAAUAAUCUUUGACAAUAAAUAUAUGAAUACGUAACGUGUACCAAAAUA